This is a messenger RNA of Aedes aegypti (yellow fever mosquito), 1146 nucleotides long. Its product is annotated as neuferricin homolog. NCBI's taxonomy places the organism in Eukaryota, Metazoa, Arthropoda, Insecta, Diptera, Culicidae. The transcript is spliced from 2 exons. Bases 301 to 1074 code for a protein of 257 amino acids. The record is from RefSeq and is a predicted model, not a curated record. Gene Ontology annotation, cellular component: endomembrane system; membrane.
GAAGUCCAAGUGGUGGAUAGAUGGGUUUUUGUGUUAGCGGUUGAUUAAAAAUUAUCAUUUCUAUCGUAGAGGUACGACUAAAUCCUCGUAUCACCUCCAUAGUUGAUUAGUGAAUCCGAGUGAGUGACCUAGCCACGGUACGAUUGAACGGCUCUGGCUAAGAAGAACUGGUUUUACUACUUAUAUUAUGUAGGUAACAUUGGCAGAGAUUUGUCGCACUGCUGGAGGUCGGGUGGUAUUCAGUAACACCAUUCGCGCUAAACCCGUUAGACCUUAGAGGUAUAUCGGAGACUCUCAAGUAUGGUCCUGUCGUAUGUGACCCCUUACAUCCGGCACAUCGUUGUGAUAGGGCUGGCCGCGGUCCUGUUCGCCAUCCUAUCGCGAGAGCCACCUAAAGGAGCUCACGACGAGCAAGCGACGAACUUCCAAGAACACCAACGACUAUUCACGGAACAGGAACUGGCCCAGUACGAUGGCCGUGAGGGAAGCAAGGGACUCUAUCUGGUUAUCCUUGGAUACGUGUACGAUGUGCAGAAAGGCGUGAAGCAUUACGGCCCCGGUGAGGCGUACAACAUGUUCGUGGGUCACGACGCAUCCAGGUCGUUCAUUUCCGGGGACUUUGAGGAGUACAGCCCGGAACUGUCCGACGUGUCUUCGCUGACCGAUUCGGAGCUGAAGAGCAUCGUCAAGUGGAAGUCGUUCUACGAUGAGAACUACACCUACAAAGGCAAGCUGAUUGGACGGUAUUUCGACGAGCGAGGAGAGCUCACCGAAUACCACAAGGUCGUCCUGAAGCGGGUUGCCCGAGCUGAAGCAGAGGAAGCCAAACCAAGGCAGGAGUUCCCGUCGUGUAACGUGGAAUGGAAGCAGGAAACGGGGACGAAAGUGUGGUGCUCGUCGAGAAGCGGGGAUGGCGUGGAACGGGGAUGGGUGGGCAAGCCCCGGAGAUACGCCAAACAGGAGGACAAAUCUCCGUACUGCGUGUGUGUGCCGGAUGGGACGGAAUCCGACGCGUUAGUGCCUUUCGAGAACUGUAACGCUAGCAGCGAGAGCUGUUAUGUGAAGGAGGAGUGAGAUUACCUGAAGUAUAUUAAUAAGGAGCUGCCAGCGCAACAAUGCAAUAAAAGAGGAUGUGUGUUAAAAUGU